Molecule: messenger RNA, 140 nt
Organism: Paraglomus brasilianum
Lineage: Eukaryota; Fungi; Glomeromycota; Glomeromycetes; Paraglomerales; Paraglomeraceae
Source: the annotation of a GenBank genome assembly
AUGACACUUUUAAGGAAGAUUUUCACAGGAGAAAGAGACUAUAGAUUCUUCCCUGCGCAUGCUGGUGACAUAGUAGAUAUUCAUCUAUCCAAUAAUGGAGAGUUAUUCACUUCGUCGACUGAUACGACCAUAAAACGAUG